This is a messenger RNA of Prosopis cineraria, 1110 nucleotides long. RefSeq lists its product as uncharacterized. The record is from RefSeq and is a predicted model, not a curated record. The coding region runs from base 1 to 1110 and encodes 369 amino acids. The transcript is spliced from 2 exons. NCBI's taxonomy places the organism in Eukaryota, Viridiplantae, Streptophyta, Magnoliopsida, Fabales, Fabaceae.
AUGGGUAGAGUAAAGUGGACAUGGGAUGAAUUUAAAGUGAGGUUUUUCAACUUUUACUUCCUAGUGGCCUUUAAAGCAGAAAAAGAGGCCAAGUUCUAUGAAUUUAAGCAAUGGAAUCUUGAUAAAGAAGCUUUCAUCACCAAGUUCAAUCAAUUGUCGAAGUACUCUACUUAUCUCAUAAGGAAUGAUGACUCAAAAUGGAAGGCUGAGAGGCUACUUACAAGGCCUUGUCUGAGAAUAGCUGCGAGAAGGAGCAGAGAGGCAGAGACUAAGAAGAGAAGGGAUAAUCAGGGCAGAUUCUCACAAUCGCUUGGCUGUACCGGUAGAGUUAGCAAGAGAUCCGAUUUUACCUCAGGUGCUACCCAUUCUUGCAUUUUUGAUGACUGUGUUUUGAGGUUGAAAUUACCUGUGCGUACCUUGCCUUAUGUGAUUAAUGUGUCUACGCCGGUAGAAAUUUCUGUAAGAGCUGACCAUGCUUGUUUGGGUGUUGAUUUGAGAUUUAAGAAUGGAUUAACUUCUAUUAACUUGAUUUGUUUGUCCAUGAUUGGGAUUGAUGUAGUAGUGGGUAUGGACUGGUUGUCAACAAAUAAUGCAACAUUAGAUUGUGUAAGAAAGAUAACAUCCUUGCCAAUGUACACUACACCUAUAGUGAAAUCUAGUCAAUUAAGAUUCUUGUCUAUAAUGCAAGCAGAAAAGUGCAUUCAACAGGGUUGUCAGGCAUAUAUGGUGUUCUUUUCCAUUCAUGCUGCUUAUGAUGGACGAAUUGAGAGAAUUGGAGUGGUAAAUGAAUUUCCCAAAGUACUUUCGGAAGAAGUGUCUGGAUUACUGCCUGAGCGAGAAGUGGAAUUUUCUAUUAACCUUGUACCUAGAAUAAAACCCAUAUCGAAAGCUCCUUAUCGGAUGUCUCCAUCAGAGUUAACAGAGCUAAAGAAACAAUUAGAGGAAUUACUAGAAAAAAGGUUUAUAAGACCAAGUGUGUUCCCAUGGGGAUUACCGGUGUUAUUUAUGAAGAAAAAGGACGGUAGUAUGAGACUUUGCAUUGACUAUAGACAGUUGAACAAAGUGACAGUCAAGAACAAGUAUCCUUUGCCCAGAUUGAUGAUUUACUAG